Closterium sp. NIES-67 is the source of this 1521-nucleotide messenger RNA. NCBI's taxonomy places the organism in Eukaryota, Viridiplantae, Streptophyta, Zygnematophyceae, Desmidiales, Closteriaceae. The record is from the annotation of a GenBank genome assembly.
GGACAUACUACGUACAUACAUACUCCUUCCGUACCGACCACUCUACCUGCUCCUGUCGUUUGUCUGUCGAGCUUAUGCAUCAAUAGGCGGAGGCUAAACUGUGCAAACAAGCCGAUCAGGCAUUCGAACGUCAAAGGCGGAGCUUAUCCAAGCCGUUCUCGUUGUACCUCCGUCUCCCCAGUCUCGCCAUACUCUUUUUCCCUCUCCGUCUCUCCGUCUCCUCAGUCUCGUUCGCGCGAUUCGAUCACCGCGCGCCACGAUGAUGCGACGGCCGCCUCCGGAUAUCCGCAACACGUACUCGCUGCUCGUGCUCAACAUCACCUUCCGCACCACGUCCCAGGACCUUAUGCCAUUGUUCGAGCGCUACGGCACGGUGUCUGACAUCUUCAUUCCCAAGGACAAGCGCACGGGCACAUCGCGGGGGUUUGCGUUUGUCCGUUUCAAGCACGAGGACGAGGCCGCCAAGGCCGUCGAACGCCUUGAUGGCACAACCGUGGACGGGCGCGAGAUCAUGGUGAAAUUCGCCAAGUACGGACGCAACGAAGAGAUCAUAGAUAGAGGCAUGAUCACGGAGCUUGGCGCUCCUCCACCGCCCCCCAUGCACCAUGCUCCACGUUAUGACCGCGGCCCCUACCCCGGCCCCCCGCCGUUCUUUGAUGGGAGGGGAGGGCCGGAUUACAGGGGCAUGGGGGGGGGAGGAUGGGGGGGAAGAGGGGGGGGCUAUGGCGGCCCCGGCGGGGACUAUGGGAGGGGGAUGAUGGGGGGGUACCGUGGUGGUGGCGGUGGUGGUGACUAUAGGGGGGGUGGCGAUUCCAGAGGGGGCGGAGGAUACAGGGGAGGUUCUGGUGGUGACUAUAGGGGGCGGGAUUAUGACAGGGAGAGGGAUAGGGGGAGGGAGAGGGAGAGAGGGAGAGAGAGGGAGAGGAGUAGGGAAAGGAGCAGGGAUAGGGAUAGGGAGAGGAGGACGGAUGAUGAGCCUUACAGGAAGAGGGAGGAGGAGGGGCGUGGGCGGAGUGGGGAGAGGGAGAGGAGGGAUGAGACUGAGGAGGAGAGGAGGGAGAGGAAGGAGAGGGAGAGGCGUGAGGAGGAGAGGGAGAGGAGACGGGAGGGAGGGGAUAGAGGGGGGGAGGAGGAUGACGAUAAGGAUUCUUCUGGUAGGCGGGGGAGGAGGAGGAGGAGGGAUGACGACACUGAUAGUGAGGAGGACGAGGAGGAGAGGAGGAGGGAGAGAGAGAAGUCAGAGGAGCAGGAGGAUGGGGUGGGAGGAGCAGGGGGGGACGAGGAGAAGCAAGGAAGGUCCAGUGGAGACGAAGGGGAACAGCAAUAGUGGCAGGCACGCAUAGUCAGUGCACUUUAGCCGUGCUCGUUUCUCUCUCUAUCUCGCGCUGCCAUGGCGGCCGCGUCAAGCUGCUGUGGCCGCGUCGUCGUGCCGCGGCGCCGCCGUCGACGUCCAUGGCGCCCGCGUCCAGCUGCUGUGGCCGCGCCGUCGUGCCGCAGCUCCGCCGUCGCGUCAAGAUGCUG